AUGGCAGACAACACAGAUACCCAAAGCCACACAGAGGUCGACCUCGAAAGCCUCGAGAAACACCAGGUUCCACAAGACGCCAUCGACAAAAACGACGACCUGCAAAAGUCCGAAGAAGCGCAACCUCCUGCUGCUGCCGCACCUCCAGAAGCACCGGAAGGUGGCACAAAGGCCUGGUUAUCUGUUCUCGGAGCUUCCGCCGCUUUGUUCACAUCCUUUGGCUGGACGAAUUGUAUUGGCUUGUUUCAGGAUGAGUAUCAAUCGAAUCAGCUGAAGGAGUAUUCGAGUUCGACUGUUUCAUGGAUUACGUCGGUGCAAUUUUUCUUCAUGUUGGCCAUGGCUCCUGUGGCAGGCAAGAUAUUCGAUAGCUACGGUCCCCGGGUCCCGCUGUUCGCAGGAUCGGUUGCGCAUGUCUUUGGUCUUAUGAUGACCAGUCUGUGUAAGGACUACUAUCAAUUCUUUCUCAGUCAAUCCGUCGUCUCUGGUAUCGGCGCAAGUUUUAUCUUUACUCCGGCACUCUCAGCUCCACAAACAUACUUCCGCAAACGCCGCGGUGUCGCCGCCGGCCUCAGUGUAGCAGGCUCUUCUCUCGGAGGCGUCAUCUUCCCCCUGAUGGUGCAACACCUCCUGCCCCAAGUCGGCUUCGGCUGGACAAUGCGAAUUUGCGCAUUCCUGAUCCUGGGCAUGCUCGUCAUCGCGAAUACAUGUAUCAGCUCGGCUCUGCCACAUAAACCUCGCCCCUUUCACAUUAUGCAAUACAUUGCGCCGUUGAAAGACUUCAACUUUUUGGUGUUGUGUGCUUCAGAAUUCUUUAUGUUCUUGGCGAUGCUCAUCCCCUUCAAUUAUAUUGUCACUGAUGCCAUCAGAUAUGGCAUGAGCACGUACUUGGCUUGGGGCCUUGUCCCGAUUUUGAACGGUGCUAGUCUCAUCGGCCGAACCCUUCCCAACUACAUCGCCGACAAAUCCGGCCGCUUCAACGUCAUGACCAUUAUGUCCGGUCUCUCCGCCAUCCUGGUCCUCGCCCUCUGGCUCCCCGGCCACAACAACGCCGCGCUAAUCUGUUUCGCCGCCUUUUUCGGCUUCAGUUCUGGCGGUGUAAUCGGUUUGGGACCCAGUCUGAUUGCUACCAUCUCACCCAUGCACGAGAUCGGAUUUAGGAUGGGUGUGUUUAUGGCUUUUACGUCGAUUGGUGCGUUGAUUGGAGCGCCCGUGGCUGGAGCGAUACUGGCGGCGGAUAAUGGGAGUUAUACGUUUGUUGCGGUGUUUUCGGGAGUGUGUUUUGCGAUUGCGACGACGGGGAUGGCGUUUUUGAGGGUGAGGUUGGUGGGUGUCAGUUUGACGGCCAAGAUCUAG
Messenger RNA from Talaromyces amestolkiae, 1353 nucleotides. RefSeq lists its product as uncharacterized. The coding region runs from base 1 to 1353 and encodes 450 amino acids. Gene Ontology annotation, molecular function: transmembrane transporter activity. The transcript is spliced from 5 exons. Gene Ontology annotation, biological process: transmembrane transport. The record is from RefSeq and is a predicted model, not a curated record. Gene Ontology annotation, cellular component: fungal-type vacuole membrane. NCBI's taxonomy places the organism in Eukaryota, Fungi, Ascomycota, Eurotiomycetes, Eurotiales, Trichocomaceae.